Messenger RNA from Brassica rapa (field mustard), 1463 nucleotides. RefSeq lists its product as uncharacterized. The record is from RefSeq and is a predicted model, not a curated record. Lineage: Eukaryota; Viridiplantae; Streptophyta; Magnoliopsida; Brassicales; Brassicaceae.
UUAUACAGAAAGAAAUCUCAAUUUGAAAAAAUAAUAAUAUCCAUCUAUGUUUACAGUAAAAACUACAUUUCUCAAUUUAGGAAGAAUAUCAUAAAUUUUUUUCAACAAAAAAAAAUCUUAAAUAGAUUUUCAUCUAUUUUUUGAAUUCUUCUAUUUUUUAAAGAUAAAAUUGGAGAUUUUCUAAGUAUAUACUAUAUACUAGUCCAAUAUCUUUGACUUAAUUUCUUUUUAAUUUUGUUUUACAAUUACCCCCAGUAAGAAAACAAAUCUACCAAUUUUCAGUGGUUACCAUUCUUAGCGGUAAAUUGGAUAAGUAAAUAAAAGAUGAGGGACCUAUCUGUAAUUAUUUUGCCACUCCCCACGGCUGUUACCUCACCGCUUUGCUCCUUUAACAAACUCUCCAGCUCCAUGAUCGCGCCGCGUCAGGCGUUUACGCGGAAGCAGGAGUACGAGAGCCUCAGGGAGGAAGAAGAUAGAGCCUGGAGUAAGCUUCGGAGGCCGGUGGUAAUGUCGACGGCGGCUUUAAUUUGCGUUGUCAUCUUCACUUGCACGAUCGUCAGCUUGAGAAUUGUGUUUCCGUCGAAUGUUCUGAGCAGGCCGUUCUGCGGAGAGGGAAAGGUGCAGAGUUUGAAUGUAUAUGGAAAUGGUUUUGACUUGACGGAUCAGGAGACUGUGGAUUUUUACUGGGUGGUUGUUUUUCUUCCGUCGAUGAUGCUCUUCCUUGUGUCAUCUGUUUAUCUUGUAGCAGGAAUGUUUGUGGCUUAUUCCGCUCCUCGCCGUCAUGAGUUUCUAAAAGUCGUUGAAAAUAACUACUGUGCUUCUAAAAGAGGUGGGGUUCGUUGCCUGUCAAUUCUGAAUGUUGUGUUUGCUAUCAUCUACUGUCUACUCGCUAUAUUUCUCGGCUCAAGCCUCCUGAUACAGGAGAGCAGCUGUUCUGUGCCAUUGUUUUGGUGCUACGAGAUAUCUUCAUGGUGUUUGGUAAUCUUGUUCGCUGGAACUGCCUUCUUCCUUAGAAGAAGAGCCGCUUUGAGUAUUGACGAAGGAGAGUUUGAGAACAGAAGCCAUCAGGGACUGGAGAUGCUUGAAGCUAAUCAUCCUUUUGAGUUCACACCAGAUGUUGAAAGAAGAGUGAACGAGGGGUUUAAAGCAUGGAUGGGUCCAUCUUUGCUAUCAUCUGAUGACGAAGACGAAGACGAACCCGAGUUUUACAAUAAGGUGCCCAAUGUAACAGCUUAUACUCUUUCAAGCAGGCAAAGAUCUUGAUUCUUGAAAAGUAGAAUUUGGUAUAUGAUGGUAACAAAGACACAUAGUUUACUUCUAGAGAUGGUUGCUUUAGAGAUUGAUCUCCACAAAUUGUUGUCUCUAAUUAGAUAAGUGAUAGGGCCAGAGAUUUUCCUUUCUCUGAUAACAGCGUACUAGAAUCCGAGUUAUAUAAUAAUUGCAAAUCCCAAUAUUUUUAGCCA